This is a messenger RNA of Notothenia coriiceps (black rockcod), 4366 nucleotides long. Its product is annotated as transcriptional repressor scratch 1-like. The transcript has a single exon. NCBI's taxonomy places the organism in Eukaryota, Metazoa, Chordata, Actinopteri, Perciformes, Nototheniidae. Gene Ontology annotation, molecular function: DNA-binding transcription factor activity, RNA polymerase II-specific; RNA polymerase II cis-regulatory region sequence-specific DNA binding. The coding region runs from base 1 to 735 and encodes 244 amino acids. The record is from RefSeq and is a predicted model, not a curated record. Gene Ontology annotation, biological process: regulation of DNA-templated transcription.
AUGGCAGCUGGUUACAUCAGUGACUACAUCAGCCCCGUCGUGUACGAUGGUGAGAGUGACGGCGGGCUCAAGGUGCCCUCCCCUGAGCCCCCCUACGACGGGGUCCACAGUGAAUACGGGGCCCCUGACUCCGAGUCCCCUGACAGUCCAAGCUCAGAAAUCACUGACAGCUACAUCAACGGGGACGCUGCGGUGAGCGACGGUUACUCAGUCGACGCCUUCUUCAUCAGCGAUGGCCGCUCGAGGAGGAAAGCCAUCAGCAGCCCCCGGACCAUCCAGAGGCACAGCUGCAACGAGUGCGGCAAAACCUACGCCACGUCUUCCAACCUAAGCCGGCACAAACAGACACACCGCUCGCUGGACAGCAAGAUGGCGAAGAAAUGUCCGACCUGCGCGAAGGUGUACGUGUCCAUGCCCGCCAUGGCCAUGCACCUGCUCACUCACGACCUCAAGCACAAGUGUGACGUGUGUGGGAAAGCCUUCAGUCGGCCGUGGCUUUUACAGGGCCACAUGCGCUCUCACACGGGCGAGAAGCCGUUCGGAUGCGCCCACUGCGGGAAGGCCUUCGCCGACCGCUCCAACCUGCGCGCUCACAUGCAGACCCACUCGGCCUUCAAGCACUUCAAGUGUAAACGCUGCGACAAGACCUUCGCGCUCAAGAGUUAUCUGAACAAGCACUACGAGUCCGCUUGCUUCAAAGGCCCCUACUCUCCUCUCGGCCCCCUCGAUGCAUGACCCCCUGCAUAGAUAAAACACAAACUGCAGACAUAGAUUACCAUUAUCCUUACAGACUGAACUGCAGACACAAACAAUCUAUUUUUGGUCAGAAUAUGACCUUGCUUCCCUCCUCCUCCUCCUCUCUAACGGAGCCUAUUCAUGAUGAUAGCACAAUUUUUCUCCUUGAGAUUUGUCCACUUAAGGAUUUAACUGAUCGACGCAUGCACUUCCUCAAAAACUCUUCACCUCCUCUUCCUCUGUCCGUUCUGGAUGGAGACAAUAAUACUAACACGGCUUCCUUCUGGCAUCUAGAUACAUAGACUUUGGGACACUGAUGAGGACGACAGACAAUAAUAAGCCUAUAUCUCCAUGGUUACCUGCACUGAGACGCAGUGAAAGAGGUUUUCUCCUUCCCAUUUUGUUUUUUGGGGAAUAAUAGUAAUAAUAAUAGUAAUAAUAAUGAUAAUAAUAAUGUUCUGCUGCACCAAGUGACCAUAUUCUCUCCACUACUGAGGUAAAAACUAUUUAUUUAUUUACUUAUUUAUUUGAACAUGAUUUUGUAUUUGUUAUAUCUUUAUACUUGAUUGAAUCACAUUGAAGUGAUAGCGUUAACUUAUUUGUUGCACUUUAAUUUCUGUAUAUGUAUGUAGGAUAUUUGCCAACCUCUUUUAUCACUACAGGCCAAAGCAUAUGUCACUUUUUUAAGUACUAUUUUUUCUUAUUAUGUUGUUUACCUUUUUUUUCUUUUCGUACUAAUGUUAUUGCAUGCAAAAAAAUUAUGAAAUCUAUGCCAACGUCAUAAAAAGCUUAUGAUUUUUUUGCCAAAUUCCUAUAAAUAGAGCGUGAGGGCAAUAUGUUUUCUCUUGGAGCCUCAGUAGGACUCUUUAAAAGCAAUAAUCACCUAAUGCAUGGUAUUUUAUGAUGAAGUUAUGAAGUAUUACCUACUACUGUAUAGCAGUUUAAAAAUCAGGUAUGUCUUACUUCACCUAUAGUCAUAAACAGAAGAAAAAAACUAAUAUUACAGACAUCAGGGAACAUGCCAAUGUAGUGUUAGAGUAACAAAAAGAAAAGUCCUGUCUUUCCUCUCUUGUUAUGCACUGCCUGCCUCUUAGUGAGUAGAACUAACGUAGGAUGUAGGCUAGAGAGGCUGGGGUCAGCUGCCUGCUGGGUGUGGGCCUAUUGUGGGAUAACUAAAACCCUGUCAGAACUAUGCUAAGCUAACUCUAACCCUGUCAGACCUGUGCUAGGCUAACUGUAACCAGUCAGAACUGUGCUAGGCUAACGCUAACCUGUCAGACCUGUGCUAGGCUAACUCUAACCUGUCAGACCUGUGCUACGUUAAAGCUAACCCUGUCAGACCUGUGCUAGGCUAACUCUAACCUGUCAGACCUGUGCUAGGCUAACGCUAACCCUGUUAGAACUUUGCUAGGCUAACUCUAAACCGUCAGACCUAUGCUAAACUAACUCUAGCAUCACAUAAGGCUGCUAACAGUAUCUUGGAUUAAGCUUGACAAGUUUAGUCGGACUGGAUCAUUGGACAUUCAACAGAUUAUUAAAAGGUACGCAGAUGUUAAAACGGCAUAAAACAAAUGUUCUGUGUCAUGCAGCCAAAUAAUAAUGGGCUUUAAUAGAUCUUUUAAUAUCACAAUGGUUACCAAAAUGAUAGCAGGUAUAGUGCUCGUACUGUAGCAACUCAGUAUUCCUUCAAUUGAAAUCCGAGUUUGGCGCAUUGUUGAAGUUGGACCGAGGUCAACUUGAAAUGCAAUGCAUUAUUCAACUAGCCUUCCAGUGCACUUCCAAACCAUAAAGCGUGCAUUCUUCAACCGCAGAGAAAGCAUGCACUUUAGCUGGAAGGUUCAACCGUUACAGUCCGACAGAUACAUUUGGCAACGAUUAUUCUGCAGUAGGCCCCAUUUAGCCCUACUGGGCCGACCAUGGGCUAACUCUAUGAGCGAUUUACCUACAGACAGGCUAACUCUAAUCCACCCCAACCCAUAGAUGGUUUAACCUUUUAUUUAGGCGGCCAAUACCAGUGUUGCUGAACCCAGUUCUCUGCAGCUCAAAAACAUUUUCUACAGAUCCCUGGAGCUUCCUGAGAGACAGACUAAGGACAAAGGUCUGCACAAAACAUCAAGUGCUUGUUUUAAAUGCCAUAUUUAUCAUUGUAACUUUGCAUGCCCACACAUGAGAGCACACAGUGCCUGCUUUGGAGCUUUGAUGAGAAACACACGGGGAGAAUUUGUGUCUACAGUCAAUCUUCCAACAAUUGAAAAGAAAAUGGGUUUAAUAUUUAAAUGUGAAUCUCUGACAGAGGAAGUUUUGAUGAUUACAGUGCUUCCUCAGGCAUAAGAUUACUCAAUUAGAGAUGGAGUUGAUUGAUAUCCAACACCAUUUAGGGUUUUAGGGACAAAAGGAGAGUCUGCACUGAUACAUGGACCCAUUACCUAAUUUAAUUAACAUCCCAGAGAUAAAGUUAUUGGACCUGUGUGACAUCAAAGGUGGACAGAUCUGCUCUGAAGUGAGAAGUAAACAUUUUGCAUUGAAAGGCUUGUGUUGCUGGAGACAAUAGGAUCUUUAAGUCUUUCACAAAGAAGUAUUUGAUUGUAAGAAGUCAAUGAGAAAGAGGCGGUUUCUGUUGUGAUAGAAACAGUGAGAGUGUGAGUCAGCAAACUACAGGUCUCUUAUCUCUCUGCCUGAUUUCAGCUGCAAUCACUUGAAUUGUAUCAGACAUUUAGUCAUAGAGCUUUAACUUCUUAGGGCGGGCAUUUGUCUCGUUAUCAGUGAUUUUUCAGACUUGUCCAAAUUCUCAUAAUAAAUAACACAAGUUCAUUUGUAUAUUAAAAAGCCUGAGUACGGCACAGUAUAUGCAAAGAAAACAGCAUUACCUUUAUUUCUCUGAAAACAUCUUAGAGAUAUAACGAAUAAUAUGGUUUUUAUUUUAACUGCUGACUUUAAAAUAGUUUUUUUAUUGAAUCUCGAUGCGAGCAAGAAAAGCGAUAGGACAGUUCCUGUUGUCGUUACAGAUCAAAGUGUUUAGGGUACGACGUUGUUACAGAAACCACUGAUGGGCUCUCUGGCAGCGAUGUCUCCCGCUGCUGUUUAUGUACCAUUAAUCGUAUCUUUGUGUAUGAAAAAACUCUUUGAAACUUUGCACUGCAGUCUAAAUGUCUUAAGGGUAUUUGUUGAGAUGUUGUUGGGCGGCUGUUUGUGCCGGUUUUGAAGCAGGAAAGCUGCGUGUGCGUCUGUCUCUGGGCGAGCUCCAGGUCUGUCCUCUAUAAGCACUUCCAUUCUACUCAUCUCCACCUUAAAGAAAGUAGCACAAUGAAACUAACUAGAAUUCAGGUAGAGAAGAAUUAAAAACCUUGUACUAGCUUGACCUCUCUUAUUUUUUUGUAUUUCCAAGUUAAAGAAUGAUGAUAACCUAAAUAAUCAUUUAUUGCAAAUGGGUUUGUAAAGAAUCCUUUGGAUUGAGACAUUUGUACUGCUGUAUAGCGAUAUCUAACACACCUUAUCUCGGGGGGUUUGGCUCUCUGUUGCAGAGAGGAGACCUCCUGGGUUUUUUUUGAGCCAGAAUUCAGACAAUGUAAGCACAAUGAACACAAAGCAUUUUGUGGCACUUCAUAAUAAAGAAUAAUCUUAAUCAACCAGA